UUGCGAGUGUAGUCGCUGAUGUCACCAUGGAGCUGUGGGAGAUGCUGAUGUGACAGCGAGGAGGAGAAAAGCGAUGCUUUUUUAAAACCAGCAUAAGCAACAAUAAGCAUUUCAUUGGAACUUAGCGCUCUGCGGAAAAUUGUAAUUCAAAUUGAAAUGAUGGGGUUUUCACAUUGUCAGCGGUUGUAAGGAAAAGAUCGGCAAGGUUUACCACACCCGACUCCCAGAGAGGUAAGACGGAGCAGCGAAUGGUGAGUGGCGGUUGGCUGACAGGCGCCCCCUAGAGCCCAAUGCUGGGAUCUUUAUCUGGACAGCGCCUAAGGGAAGUGGUGACAGGAUGAGUGGGGGAGAGGAGCAGGUUGACAUCCUCACCGGCGGCGUCCUGGUCAAGGAGCGAUGGAAAGUGCUCAAGAAGAUUGGCGGCGGUGGGUUUGGAGAGAUCUACGAGGCUGUGGACCUGCUGACCCGCGAGAGCUUGGCUUUGAAAGUGGAGUCAGCACAGCAGCCAAAACAGGUCCUCAAGAUGGAGGUGGCCGUGCUGAAGAAGCUGCAAGGUAGAGACCACGUGUGCCGAUUUAUCGGGUGCGGACGGAAUGACAGAUUUAACUACGUGGUCAUGGAGCUGCAGGGGAGGAACCUGGCAGACCUGCGGCGCAGCAUGUCCCGGGGCACCUUCACCAUCAGCACCACCCUGCGGCUUGGCCGACAGAUCCUGGAGUCCAUCGAGAGCAUCCACUCUGUGGGCUUCCUGCACAGAGACAUCAAACCGUCCAACUUCGCAAUGGGCCGUUUCCCCAGUACCUGCAGGAAGUGCUACAUGCUGGACUUCGGUCUCGCUCGACAGUUCACCAAUUCCAGCAUGGAAGUCAGACAGCCUCGGCCUGUGGCUGGAUUCAGAGGCACGGUACGGUAUGCAUCCGUCAAUGCGCACAAAAACAAGGAGAUGGGUCGGCACGAUGAUCUCUGGUCCCUGUUCUACAUGCUGGUGGAAUUCAUGGUUGGACAGCUGCCUUGGAGGAAAAUAAAGGAUAAGGAGCAAGUGGGGAAGCUGAAGGACACCUACGACCACCGGCUCAUGCUGAAGCACCUUCCUCCUGAGUUCACUGUCUUCCUCGAUCACGUCCUCAGCUUGGACUACUUCACAAAGCCCAACUACAUGCUGCUGAUGUCGGUGUUUGAAAACAGCAUGAAGACUUUCGGUGUGGUGGAGAAUGACCCUUACGACUGGGAGAGAACCGGGACUGACGGCACACUGACCAUCAAUGCCACCUCCAACAUCCCCCAGCUCCACACCAGACAGACCCCUGCAGCACUGGGGAUGGCAAAUGCCUCCCUGAUGCCUGGAGACCUGUUAAGGGAGAAUACUGACGAGGUGCUGCAGGACGAGCAGCUGAGCGAUGGGGAGAACUGUCUAGAGAGACUGCCAGGCUCGCCAGGACACCGGCUCCGAAACCAGGAGAAAGACGUGUGGGAGGAAAUGGACCACAACUGCAACCGCAUCAGAGCCCCCUUCUGGAAGGCUGCCACAGAGGAGGAGCACAGUCAGAAUCAGGGGAACAACAGCCCACUCGCGGGGCCCGGCAUGGACUCUCCUAUGCGGGUGUGCUCGGAGACCAUGCAGUCAGACAAGGAAGCCCUCCUACUGAGGAAGUUACGCUCCAUCCACAGCUUCGAGGUGGAGAGGAGGCUUUCCCUGGAGCCCAAGCCCAGCACAGAGUGCUUCCUGGAGGCAUGUUCUGGAAAGCCACAAGAAGCCCUGGAUAAGGAGGCGGCAGUGAAACUUCUUUGCCAGCAGGGUGGAGCCACAGGCACAGGCCGCUUAAACAGGUUGUGGCACUACGACGAGGAGCUCCUGCCUGAAAGAUCCAAGCUGGGCUCCCCUGUGUCCAGCAGUGGCUUCGUGGCCCUCAACCUGAGCUCUGGCCGGCAAGACAUGGAAUCCCAAGAGUGGGUGCUAGUGGACCGGGAGCAUGAACUUCAGGACUUCCGGGCCUCUGUACAGGGAGCCAAAGUAACCAGCAGCCCCUCAGAUGAGGAGCCAGAGGUGCUGCAGCUGGCAGAGGAAUCCCCAUCCACAGAGCAGCCUGGAAAUGCCCCAGGAUCAGGGCGGGAGAGCGCCGAGGGGAUGGGCCACGUGGUGCCUGGACUCAUGCUCAGGACUGACCGGCUGGAGCUGAGCAUGGGAGGCCAGCUUCCAUCCAUCACCCCUACUAGCCCUGCAGAGGCCCUGGCAGAGGGAGCCCUGAUGCAGCUCACUGCCCCCCGACCAUCCAUACAAUCUAUGCAGUCUGCUAGUGAGAGUGAGCCACAGUGCCUCCUGCUGGAGAGGAGGGAUGGGGACUGCCAGCUGAGAGACAGGACAGUCGAGCUUGACUCUCCACAGGAAAGGCCUGGAAAAACGGCACUCCAAGGGGCAGAGUCGGAGGGACAGAAUGCGGUGAAGGACGAGGGAACAGAGGAAGCAGGAGAGGAGAGGGUGAAGCUGCCCACUCCCCUCCCUCCCGAGUCCUCUGAAGGCCAGCAAGUUCCCACAACUGAUUCCCUGGGAGACCAGGAUCUGAGCCCAAAGACUUCCAGCCCUGUGCCAAACCUCAUCCCAACACAUGACUCUGCCAGCGCCUUCGCCAAUGGAAACGCCUCCCAGCCUACAGAUAGUUCGCAAAGCCCAAUGCCCCAAAUCGGGGAGUACAGCACUUACCAGGAGCUGAUGGACCCUGAGAGUGACUCCAGGUACCCCGACAGAUCCACAGAACCGCAUUUUCUCCGUUUUGCUCAGCCCGAUGGGAGCCUAGGGAAUAUGAAGAGGGUCUGGAAAGAAAAUGGAGCCGGUGGUUCAAAGACAGCCCCGGACAAAUCCGCUACGAACGAGGCAGCGACGGAGGGCAGGAGGGAUCCGUUUAGAAGGGUAAGCCGUAUCCCUGUGCUGGCGCCGGAGGUGGACCCGGUUCUGGAUUUGUUGACGGCCCUCUCUGCAAAAGAGAAGCUGCUGCAGAAGAAGGUUUAUCAGACCGAAUCCUGGCGGCCUCCACCAGACAAGAGGCAGACAGCAGGCGUACUGGGGGAGCAGUCCUCAGCCUCAGAGCGCUCCCAGGAUGAUCGGGCUCCACUCUCUGACGAUGAGUCCUGCCUGGGCUCCCAGUCCGAGCUGCAGUCAAGCAGGCAGGGGGAGGAGCCUGGCUCUAUGUCUUCCUCCACCAGCCCCAUCUCCCGCAAGAGCAAGAUCCCCCGGCCAGUGUCCAUCCCCAGCACCGAGCAGCUCGUCCACACCUCUGCACCAUUCCUGCCACACCCGCCCCCUGGGAAACCCUCUAGCCAUUCCUCCAUCGACGGCAGGUUGCGCCGAUACCGGAUCCUAAGCAGCAGCAGCACUGAUUCGGACCUGUUCUCCUGCCUGGCUCAGAUCAUCCAGAAUGGCAGCAUUCCCAAGAGCAGGGCCUCCACACAGUCCAGGAGCCCCUGCUCCCAGCGCAACACCAAAAUCCCUCCCAACAUCCCUUCUACCCCCCACCGGAGCACCAGCGCCUCCCCCCGCAGCGCCUCCCCCCGCAGCGCCUCCCUGCAGCGAUCUCUCAGCUCCUCUCCAUCUCGCAGCGGCUGCAGCAGCUGUCUGGAGCACCGCAAUGGAGGCCUUGGCUGCAGCCGCUCCCCUCCAAGUUCCUCGGGCUCCCCCCCGCCUCGCCGAUCCUACCCCCAGGAGACUUGCUGUGGCAGGCAGGCCCGCUCCAGCUCCUUCCAUGCAACCUGCGGCAAGAGUUCCAACAGGGAGAGCAAAGCCUCCAGUAAAGUCAGUAGAUAAUAACUUCUUAAGACCUGGGUCCUCUAUUACUGCUUCACUGACCUGUCACAUUGCACAUUAUUUCGGGGAUGAGGGGGGGGUAUCUCCUUCAAUAUUUUUUUUAUUCUAACUUUAACGAAUGGUGCCCUGAGGGUCCAGGAUCUACUGAAGGAGAAUCAAACACACCAUGAAAAAAGAUCCCACAAAAGCAAAGAUGCCUACACUGUAGGUCUAUCCAUAAUAAAGGGUUAAAGGGGCAGUGUCUCACUGGUUUUUCAAAAUACUUUUCAUUCUUUCCAGCCUGUGCAAAACCAUGUGGAGUAUGAACAACCCCCCACACCCCUCACCCCCCCACAUUUAUGUUGUAGCGCAGCAUUGAGAUUGUAGAUGUCAUUCAUAGAUCCUCCCCUUGCUGCUGUGGGUGGGGCUUGCCUGCGAGACCUCACAGAGGGAAGAAGGAGAGUGAGUACAUCAAUACCUUUGUGGAAUGUAAACCAACUGGACAAGGCCUUUCCCCUGCUCUCAAACUAUGGAAGAAUGUAGUAAACAAACACCAAGGAAUAUUACUUUAAAGUCUGAACACAAUUGUGGAACACUACAGCUUUAAACACCAUUUAAUCUUGGUAAUGGUUGCUGUGGUCUUACUUACUGAAAUAUUGUUGUCUUUCACUCUAUUUUAUUAAUGCUAUGGUACCCCUAACACUGCUAGGUGUCUUUUGAGUACCAUGAUUCACUUGAAUACUAAACACAGGCAGUGGUGAAAUGUGAACGGUAAUGAAUUAGCCAAAGCCCUACUUGACUUACUUUCUUAUAGUUGAGUCUUUAGUAUUUUAAAUCUAGCCUUAAUAACAUUGUCUUAAAGGAAGAACAAAUACAAAGCUACAAUGGGAAUUAUCCUGUAUAACUAAAUUAAAUAGAGCCCAAUUAUAAACCCAGAGGCGAGCAAAACCUAAAAGCUUUUUAAGAAGCUGUUGCACUCGUGUCUAGGGGGUGUUGUUGUCUUGUGACAGAGCCCUGUGAAUCAAGGUAAACUUGGAACAGAACGAAAAGCAACCCCGACCCACAGAUUGUGCUUGAGAGCCACAUAGCAUCAGCGCCUGCUUUUACACAGGGAGAACUACAUAGCAGCAGGUGCAGAUGAGAUCAGUGUUCAUGGAAACAUAGUGCCACCUACUGUCCUCGCUGUGAUUGUGUUCAUCUAUUCUGCUUGUUUCAGUUCCAAAGUCUAUUGCACUUUGCUGUCUGUAGAGUGGCUAAAAUUAUUUAGCAGAAUUUUUUUAAUGUA
This is a messenger RNA of Polyodon spathula (Mississippi paddlefish), 5060 nucleotides long. Its product is annotated as tau-tubulin kinase 2-like. NCBI's taxonomy places the organism in Eukaryota, Metazoa, Chordata, Actinopteri, Acipenseriformes, Polyodontidae. The transcript is spliced from 15 exons. Gene Ontology annotation, biological process: cilium assembly; peptidyl-serine phosphorylation; signal transduction. Bases 338 to 3796 code for a protein of 1152 amino acids. The record is from RefSeq and is a predicted model, not a curated record. Gene Ontology annotation, molecular function: protein serine/threonine kinase activity; ATP binding. Gene Ontology annotation, cellular component: nucleus; ciliary transition zone; ciliary basal body.